UACUUUCUACAACCGCUCCCCAAAACCUACCUUUUGACCGUUAAUUGCCUUCAUUGCAAUUUGCAACUCUUUUUCGACCAUCGUCGCAGCAACUUCCGGAGAAUCGCAGUCUCUGAUUUUUCCGUGCUAAUCAUCCUUCUUCACUCCUAAAUCUAUGGGGAGUGAAGAGGCUUUGAUUGAUUCGGCAGCUAUGGAUUCUGUUGUCCGUUCAUGUAAUGAGGGGGCAAAACAGGCCAGUGAUAAUAUUAACGAGAGCGAGGGUUUGGGGGUUGACUUUGUCGAGGAUUUUGAUUCAUAUAUGCAAGAUAUCAGUGAUCGGUUAACAAUUUCGAGGAUGGUUAGCGAUUCAGUGAUCAGAGGAAUGGUUAAUGCUGUUGAACAAGAUGCGGCUGAGAAGAUAGCUCAUAAGGAAUUGGAGGUGGCCAAAUUAAAGGAAAUGCUGCAUGUAUAUCAUGUGGGUGGAGAUAACCCUGAAUCCUCACGGUUGGAAGCGAUUUGUAAUGAACCAAAAAAUAUGAAUUGUGCACUAUAUUCAACUAUUUCAGAAAUUUUAAUGCAGCACAAUAGGAUUGGCGAUAGUCUGGGAAGCCUGAGAUCUUCAACUAAAGAACAGCUGAAGAAGCUUCGGAAAGAGAUUGAUUGCAUCAAAGGGAGUGGCUCCAUUCGGCGGAUUAGUUCAGGUUCUGAGUUACUGGGAUUGGGUGGUAUAUUGCAAGACAAGGCAUCUGAAAGGUGGAUUGAUGUGGAUAAAAUGAUGGAUAGUCUUACAAUUAAUCUUGAUUCUGUCUUUGAACAGGUGGAAAAUAUAGCAUUCUUGUCUAAGGCUUCAGUUUGUGAGUGGCACCUAGAGAAGGAGUUCCAAGCUGAAAUUGAAGGUAUGGUGAUUAAGAACUGUUUUGGGGGUCUUAAAGAAGAGUUUGAGCAGAGAUUAUGGGAUCACAAUGCUCAAUUUUAUUGGAAUGAUGGCGUGAACUGGCUUGAAAAGAUCAAAGAGGUUUCAAGUUUACGUCAGGAAUUGGAUAACAUUUCUAAUUCACUAUCUCUUUCUGAAACUGGACAGCUAACUUCGCAUGAAUCUUUAGAGAUUAAUGGUGAUUAUUUUCAUCGGAAGGUUUCUGGCAAUCAUGCUGUGUCAGCAGCUCUACAUCGAGAGGUAAGUGGUACACAUGAGGAUUCAAUGAUUGUCCAUGAGAAUUUAGACCCUGCCCAGCUGAAGCACUUGUCAAAGGAUGAAAUGGUGAUUUUUUUUAAGACUGAGAUGACGAAGAUGAAGAGGCACCAUGAGUCCAAAGUCCAAGAGAUGACUGAAGAAUAUUUCAGCCUUAAGCGUGAUUAUUUGAGGGAGAGGGGCUCUUCUUUGGUGUUAAGGAAGGAUAAAGAGUGGGAGGUGUUGAGGAAAAAGAUUUCUGAGGUCAUCUAUAAACUGGAUAAUUUUCUUCUGGAGAAUGAUAAAUUGCCUGCUUUUUCUAACAAUACUGAGAUGCUUGACAACUUGAAAGACAGAUUGGAAUUCCUACAUGUUGAAAACAGCCAGCUAAGAGCGUCAGUCACAGACAAGAAAAAGGAAAUUAAAUGCCUCUCCUCUCAAAUUUCAGACACUGCAGAGAAAAUAUCGCAGCAUUCCUUGGCUGAGGCAAACUUAUUGAAAGUUAUUGCAAAUACUAAAGCUUCAUUGGAAGAUGCAAACAUUGAAGCUUCAAUCCGUGAAGAUUUAUAUAAAUGUCUCUUCAAGGAGUUAAUGGGCCAGAUAAAUUAUGACGCUGCAAAACCCUCUGUCAAAUAUGAGAUAGAUGAUUCAGAUAUGGAGUCCAUUUGGAUGCUAGAUCUCUCUGGUGUUAUAGUUAGGGAAGCCCUCAAAGAAGCCAAGGAGAAACUCUACGAAACGAAUGUGAAAUAUGCCAAUGAAACUGAAAGUAGAGUUUCCCAUCAGAUGGAAAUGAUGGAAAGAGAGAAGGCGCUAAGAUUGGAGGUUGCAGAGAAAAAUAAAUUGGAGGAAGAUAUUCUCUUACUGGAAGUAUCACUGGUAGAAAAGAAUGUCCAAGUGCAGAGGGUAACUGAUGCAUUGGAAAAAGAAAGGCAGCAUUUUGAGUUAGUUUGUCAAGAGCUCAAUGAUUUGAGGGAUCAAACAAGUAAGCAGCAAAUAUUAAUUUCGGAGAGCUCUACACAAUCUGAUGUCAUAAAGGGGAAUUUGGCAGAGACAUUGGAGCAAAUUGAACGGUACAAAAUGGAGGUGUGUGAGUUGAAGCAGAAGCUUGAACUGGCAACAAAUGAUGUUAGAGAGUUAUAUGAAGUGAAUAGGAAACAUCUAGCUGUUGUCCAAGAGAAGAAUGAUGCUUUGUCUUUGUUAGAGAUGAAUGAAAAGGAGCACAAGAAGCAAAUGGAGUCUAUAAUUGUUAUUGUCAGUGGAUUGUCAGAAGCAGUUGCUGAUCUUGAUUGUGGAAUCACAGAAGAUAUUAGAAAGAUUAACUUAAGGUUGGUGAAUUUGACUUCUCAAUUAGGUACGCAUGCCCAAAAGGUUGAUGCCCUUAAAAGAAUGAGCUUGCUGUACAAGCAAGCCUUUGAAAGGAGAUGCUUCGACCUUCAAAAGGCUGAAGCUGAGGUUGAUCUUUUGGGGGAUGAGGCGAAUUCUCUCUUAAACCUGCUUGAAAAGAUAUACAUAGCUCUUGAUCAUUAUUCUAUUGUAUUGCAACAUUAUCCUGGUGUUAUGGAAAUUCUGAAGCUUGUUAAAAAGGAAUUGAGCAGAGAAUCUCGAAAGCCAGUUUGAUAUGAAGGAACUCAGGGCACAAAUAGUUGGGAUUUCCCUUAAUUCUCCGCUGUGUAACUUUUUACUUUGAAGAUGGAAGGCUGCAUGAUUCUAUUGUGAUUGCCACUGCUGCAUCCUUUUGCCGCUAUGCGUUGAGGGCAUGAAUUUUGUCAAGCAUGUCUUCAGCCAUGUCAAGAAAACUAAAAGGAAAAUCUCUUGGAGUUGAAGCAGAAGCGCAGCAUGUUCAACUGUAACGAUAGCGCUGCUAAAGAGUUGCAACCUCAUCGGCACGACUUGCCAUAGAGCUCCCGCUGGUUUUUGCCUUUUGAUGUCCAUAUUCGUUGCCUUAAGAGUGUGCUCAACCUUUCUAGUAAUCUGUAUGUUAGCCUUUUUUGUAUUCAUAGUUUUGGCUUUUAUGUGUUUCACUUGUCUCCAGAGUUGUGAAUGGGUAUAUACAUAUCUGCAAGCCAAGGUUGCCUCUGUUCCCACAGAUACCUUUUGAUUCUACAGUUUUCGGCUUACACACUUCUCAUUCUUUUAUGGUUGGUUUAUUAUUUACUGUAAUAAUUUCCA
Molecule: messenger RNA, 3316 nt
Organism: Tripterygium wilfordii
Lineage: Eukaryota; Viridiplantae; Streptophyta; Magnoliopsida; Celastrales; Celastraceae
Product: WPP domain-associated protein-like
Exons: 6
Coding region: 155-2764 (869 amino acids)
Source: RefSeq, a predicted model, not a curated record